This is a messenger RNA of Rhipicephalus sanguineus (brown dog tick), 2801 nucleotides long. RefSeq lists its product as uncharacterized. Lineage: Eukaryota; Metazoa; Arthropoda; Arachnida; Ixodida; Ixodidae. The coding region runs from base 52 to 1566 and encodes 504 amino acids. The record is from RefSeq and is a predicted model, not a curated record. The transcript has 5 exons.
AACAAUCCGCGACGCAGUUCGGUCAGUUCGGUGUUUGGUCUCGCGGACGUCAUGGACGCGUCGAAGAAGAAAAAAGCGAAUAGUAAUCGCAUGUGUAGCGUGCCUCAGUGCUCGAACCGUGCCGUAGCGGGAGAGGUGAGCCUCCAUGUCUUCCCGCGAGACAAGAAACUGCGGAAAUUGUGGGCUGCAAAGAUGCGCAUCGGCAAGAAAAUCACCGGUGAAAUGUAUGUGUGCAGCGAGCACUUCAGGCAGGACGACUACUUCUGGAGUCACCUUGAUCGGAACCUAAAGCCUCGUCUGCCGCGUUUGAAGCAAGGGGCCGUGCCUUCACAAAAAAUACCUGUACGGACGCACGAAACGCAAGUAAAACCCAGGCCAAAAAGGAGGAAUGUGACAGAGGCCAGCCACGGAAAUCAAUCAGACGAUCUACCGCCAGCUGUGGGUCGGGCGGAAGGUUGCGACUGCUUGCCCCCAGUCGUUCCAUGUGCAGCCGAAAACUGUGAUCAGCCUCUCCAAGUCUGGCUACCUGCAGUAAGCUCCUGUCCAAGCAGCCAUGUAGGAAAUGAAGGGAUGCCAACAGGACACACAGAAGCAGAGGUGCAAGACCUCCUUCAUGAAUUACAGAAACCACCUAGUGCAGACAAGGCAGUGCAGGCCAAUGUACCACAUGACAUGGCUCAGAAGUUUAAGGUCACCGAACUUCUUACUACAGAUUCUAAACUGAAUGCCUUUACAGGAAUUCCAAAUAUGACGCUUCUAAACAAGAUUGUCCAGCUCGUGGAGAGGCACGAAAGAGAGAAUAAGUUGGAAGCCACUGCGAAAGAUAGAGUUCUGUUAGUCUUCAUUGUUCUGAGGCAUGCUAUUUCAUUUUCAUCAGUUGGUGUGCUCUUUCAAUGCAGUGCAUCAUCUGUGCAUAGGUAUUUUGUUCAUACACUUCCUCUUCUUGCAGCAAUUUUUCAGUCAGUCAUUGAAUGGCCCUCAAAAGAGGAGGUGUUAAACAAUACACCUUUGCACUUUCAGAAGUACAGCAGAGUAAGAGGGGUUGUAGACUGCACCGAAAUUGCAGUUGAACGAUCAGGCUGUGUGACGUGUCGUCUGCUGACGUACUCCCAGUAUAAAUCAACCUAUACUGUUAAAUUUCUUGUGUGUGUCAGCCCGGGAGGUACAAUCACUUUUAUUAGUGAUGCAUUUGGUGGACGUGCAUCAGACAAAGCUAUUACUGAACGCUGCGGCCUUCUUGAUAAGUUCGAGUCUUUCACCGACGAUAUAAUGGUCGAUAGAGGUUUCUUUAUUGACGACCUAUGUGCAUCUCGUGCUGUGGGCAUUGUUAGGCCCCCAUUCUUAGGAAAGCAGAGCCAGUUUUCUGAAACUGAAGCCCUGAAGACGGCUGACAUUGCAAGGGCGAGAGUGCAUGUUGAAAGGGCCAUACAGAGAGUGAAAAUAUUCAAAAUGUUUAGUUGUACAAUACUGUGGGAAAUGCUGCCGCAUGUUGAUCAACUGUUUACUGUAGCAUGUGGCAUGACAAACUUGUGUUCACCAAUACUGGCUGAUGAUAAGUUUUUGUAGCGAGAGGUUCUUUUUCUGCUGCUAAAUUGGCAUCACGUGCCAUAUUGGAGAGACCUGGAUUGAUUUGAGCCUUUCAGGGUUCUCUAGAGCACAGUGAAAUAACAAUACAAGCAAGGAAAGCUUAAACAACUGACCGCUUUAACUUAUUCCGGCACAGUUCUGUGCGGCAAGGCAGAAUGUUGGAAGAGUUUCACAGCAGACUUAGGUGGGUAUCCUGCUACAAUUACACGCACCCGUCAAGUAACAUAGUUUGCUGGCUAUGAACUGAUUAUAAAUUAUGUAUGCAAUGGUGCAUAAUUUUACGCUAAGUAUACAGUAUAUUACUUCAGAAAAUGUCAUUCGCCUUUUUUAUGAAAUGCAUGUUUAGUUAUUUUAUUUCUUUGAAUGUACAGUACUCACACAUUCAAAUGCAACAUCCACCCGCGAGUACUGUCACAGGGUCAUGACGUCGACGAAGGCAGCAGUCGGUGUGUCCAAGACAAAACUCUUUAUUUGGCCGAACUUGUGGCCGGGAAAUGGAAAGUCAAACUACAGCAAUACACACUGUACACUGAGAGCGGCGAACACAGCGUCGGCCGUCGAUAAACUGCUCAGCGCUAAGGCGCGUCGGCAUUUAUACAUGCGACAUCGAACAUUUUAGCCUUAUCGCUGGUGGCCGCGUUAGUUCCAGAAAAGACUCAGCUGUUCGCGCUUCCGCACUCCAGUCUAACAGAUCAUCCCAAAGUAAUCAGGGAUGUUCCCAGACAUUGUGGCGCAGUUUGCGCAAGGCAGUAGUAACGCGUGUAAGGAGGCGUUAACAUAAAACAUGGAGAGAAAGGAGCGCGUGUGGCAGUACGGUAUCUUACAAGCCUCAUGGGGUACACUUGAGUGAGUGGAGUACAAUGAAUACAUGAUAGAAAGAAAAACCGACACAUGACAAAAAUGUUUGCAAAACAGUGCUACAAAUAAAAUUGAACGAGAAAGCAAUACUAAAACUUGUUAGAAAAUAUUGAAUACAGCAAAAAUUGAGAACAGCAAUGAAGUACAAUCCAAGAGCUACAAGAUUCUGCUUAUGAAACAACAUUUUAAAAGUAAGGGUGAGGGGGAAACGCGACAGAAGUACUAAAAAACACCUAGUAAAACAAAAAAAAAAGAGCGACAGUUCACAAUUGCAUACAAAACAACUACAUGCGACAUUACAUUGUGAAGUUUUGUGCACACUUUUACCUUUUGCUUAUUUCUGCAAGUUUAGGAAG